AUGUUACACGAGAAACUUGAAGAAUAUAACAGUGCCUUUGAAAAAAUCAUGGAAGAGCUUGAAGAGCCUGAAAUGUCAGAAGAUCCAAAAAGUUCUGCCCCGUCAACAACAGACGAAACCCCAAAAAAACAACAAGGAGGCUACAAGUAA
This is a messenger RNA of Phycomyces blakesleeanus NRRL 1555(-), 150 nucleotides long. RefSeq lists its product as hypothetical. The record is from RefSeq and is a predicted model, not a curated record. NCBI's taxonomy places the organism in Eukaryota, Fungi, Mucoromycota, Mucoromycetes, Mucorales, Phycomycetaceae. Bases 1 to 150 code for a protein of 49 amino acids. The transcript has 2 exons.